AGUUGAAUAUUCAGAGCUGGGCCCAUCCCUGGGACUUCAUCUUUCCCCCUCACGUCGACGAGCUGCGCCUAAGCCCCGUUUGCGCGAGCUUGUGUCUGUCGCCGCGAGUAGUGCUGGUCUCACCGCUCUUUUGGCAAACUCGGCCUUGGUGUCAACGCGGCCUCCGUCCAAGCGGCGACGACGAAGGAUGAAGCCCUUGGCAAGAGAGAGGAGGAGACAUCAGUCGCGACUUGGAUCAAGCCCGGUUCCCUGUGUCGGCACACUGGUAGCCGCCAACUGGCGGUCCCACACGGGGGUGAGGUUUCUUCGCAGUCAUCGCUAUUUCGACGGGUCCUCGGGGAUUUGGACUGAGAGCACAGCAAGUCGCAUGAACGGCGCCAUGCAGGCGCACUCAUCAGUAGCUGCGAGCUGUCGCCAGUGCGACGCACAGCAUGCAGGCGUGCAUGAGCUCGCAUCCGAAGAUAAGCUAGGGCAGCCGUCUGGUCGCCCCAAUCCCCAUGUUCUUUGCAGCAGUAGCCUCUCUCGACGUCCUCUACUGGCAUUUUCGUUGGUCUAUUCGUACACUAAAGUCUGCAAUAUGGAACAAGGCAUCCAUUUCAUUCGGCAACCUGCGGAUCUUGUGGGAACACCCCUCCCCCUGUCGUGACCUGCAGCCAGCGCGUUGGGGCCGUUUCGUUUGCGGUGGCUGUCAGUGUUUCGUGUCCAACACACAUGUCAAUCCAAUGAUGAUGCCAUGGGCGGCGCUGGCAACGGUCGCUCGUGUCGCUCUCAUCUUUCCCUCGCCGACAGACCGGUCCAUAGCUAGACAUAAACGCCCGGCAGGCCCUAGUCUUGGUGAUCUCGUCGCCCGGUCGGGGGCUGCGGCCUAGGUAGAGACCGACGGGCUGACUUACGUGCUGUCUAUU
This is a messenger RNA of Colletotrichum navitas, 905 nucleotides long. RefSeq lists its product as uncharacterized. The transcript has 2 exons. Lineage: Eukaryota; Fungi; Ascomycota; Sordariomycetes; Glomerellales; Glomerellaceae. Bases 188 to 646 code for a protein of 152 amino acids. The record is from RefSeq and is a predicted model, not a curated record.